This is a messenger RNA of Closterium sp. Naga37s-1, 5595 nucleotides long. The record is from the annotation of a GenBank genome assembly. Lineage: Eukaryota; Viridiplantae; Streptophyta; Zygnematophyceae; Desmidiales; Closteriaceae.
AUGUCACCCUUUAAGCCCGUACGAGGCGGCCAUGCACGGAAGCAGGUGCUUCCAGACAUAUCCCUGCUGGCAGCUCCAGCGCUGAAGGCGUCCUCUGUGACUCCACCACAUGCCGUGCUGUCCGAGGGAACAGCAGCAAGCAGCAAGAGGCGUAGCGACCUGCAGGUCUCAGUACCUCCUCGGGCGUCCUUCUCAUCGUUCUGGUCGUCGCAGUUCUCGCCCUUACCUGCUACCAUCACAUGUCCGACCGCAGAGCCAGGAGUUGACAUCUCGGGGCUGUUAUUGACUGACCCGUCAACUGAUCCACAUGCCGAGAGCUCCGGUGAAGAGUACCGUUUGGACGAGGGGAGUGAGAUAGUGACAUCAACAUCAUCAAUAAGUGGGUCCUGGCAAGCGUACACUCUGUCUGUGGCGUCUGCACCGUUGUCAUCAUCCUUUUCGCCAUCUUCCUACUCACCUUCAUCCCUACUAUCCCCAGUUUCCGCAACGGAAUCAGCAUCACCACCUCUCUCACCAUCUCGUCGUACAUCACUCCCCGCCACCGAUCCCUUUGCUCUUGAAACCGCCUGCGGGGACAGUACUGACCCUAGUUCUGCAAGUUCUCUUGCAGCGGUCAAAAUUAGGUGGGCAAGCGAACGGGAUAGAGCAGAGCGAUUGGAGCUUGAAGUUUCUGCGCUGAAGGCGGAGAUGGCAGCAUCACGGGAGGAGAUGCGAAUGGAGAGGGAGGAGUACGAGGCUGCCAUUGACGCCCUUAAGGCUUCGCUUGCUCGGCUGAUGCGAGAGCACUCAGAGGAGCUACAGCAGCUGCGAGCUUUGCUGGAAGAGGCAUCUGGUGCCAAGGCCUCCCUGGCCAACGAGGCAUCAAGCGUGGAGGGUGACAAGCCUGACUUCGAGCAGGGCCGCGCGGAUACUGCUGAUGAGGGCAGGGAUGUGGCGGGAUGGCAUGGGGAUGAGGCUGAUGCGGGAGGAUGUGAAGGGUAUGCAGGGGAAAAGGAUUUACAUAUGGAGGGGGGCAGGGUGGUGGAUCGAGAGAAGGAUAAUGGAUGGACUGGCGCCGAUGCUGGCACAUACAAAGACGAGGAGUGGACGGAAGGUCAGGGGAACGUGGAGUGGUUGCAGCAGAAAUUGCAGGAGAGCCAAGCACGAGUGGUGGAGUUAGAGAGAGAGGUGAUGGUGCUGGGAGAGCGUCUUCUGGACGCCAGGAAGCGAGUGACUGCAGGGAUGGUGCAGAUGGAGAUGAUGAGUCUCAGCAGCGGAAUGGCCAGAGUACAAGCUGUGCCUCGUUUUGAUGCGCAUGCUGUGGAAGCGCCUGAAUGUGAUGAUGAUUGUGACGACGAUAGCAGCUGCGAUGGUGGUGGUGCUGAUGUUCUGUGUGUUGAAGAAGUCGUCUCUGCUACAUGCGCUGCAGCAACUGCACCAUCUGACGCCUGUUGCUCUCUAGAUUCAGCUAGCGGUCAAGUGGAUAAGGUGGAGGAUAAGGGCUGCAAGGAUGAUGACCAUGGUGAUGGUAUCAGUGCUGAUGCCUCGGUGAGCCUGGCUGCUGAUGCGCAUGGCAGCAGCGCUUCGUUAGGGUCCUGUGACUCACCGGAGGAGGGAGUUGACAAUGGUCGUGACGUGCAGCCGGUGUGUGAAGAGGCUGCCAGCGCUCAUACUGAUCGGAAGGUUCGGUUCAGAGAGUGUGUGGAGGUGUUUGGGAGUGAGGUAGAAUCUCUCGACUGCACGGAACGCAUGCUUCUUUCAGACGAGAAGGGCUGCGACUGGCAGGAAAUGGCACGGGCAAGAGACAGGCAGAAGGAGUGGUGGCCCACAGGGCAGAGCGUGAGGGAGCAACGGAAGCUGACAUGCUCCGACCACAACAACGCCUGGCAGGACUCACAGACACAUGGGUACGAGUGGGAAACCAUCUAUGGUGCUGAAGAGAUGUUGGGGGAACAACGCAACAGUCAGCAGUGGAAGGGGAGGGAGAUGCUGCUGCAGCAGAUGGAAGCUCAAGUGCAGUGUGUGGAGGAACGGCUGGGGGAUUACUGCUCCGACAUUGCAGGGCAAAUGAAGGUGGACGUGCAGGCUCUGGCACAACAGCUUCUCAAUGGGAUGGUGAGCUGGCAAGGCUGGAAGGAGAAGAGGAAGCCGAAGAAGAGCUUGGCUGUUGAUCCCGUGCAAACACAAGGCAAACCUCCUUGUGCUACUGUAUCGGGUGCAGACAGUGCAGCGGCUGCGGUUGGGAGCUGUGAUGAGUCUUGUACGGGGUCUGGCUUUGUCCCUCAGGCGCUAGACGUGGUGGCAGCUUGUGUGAGUGAAGUCAUGUUUGAGGAUUUCGAGUGCGACAGGUUCCAGAGAGCAGCGUACUGCGAGUUCACAUCUGACAGUGAGAGGUGUGCUCGCAACUAUGACAAGUUCCUGGUGCAGCGCUGGAGGCGAGGACCCAUGAAUCCUCUGAGGGAGCCAAAUUUUGUGAGUUUCUGUGAGAGGAAGGCUGAGAGGGUUGCUGAUGUGCUGGUGGGAGCGAUGCUUGCCGUCUCGCCGUUGGCUGGCAAGCACGAUGCCGGUCUAUCCAGGAGCGACAGUGCUGGCAGCAAUUCGACCAGCAAUAGUGGGAGCAGCAGCAAUGACUGUUGCAGUAUGGAGGACAGCAGUGACAGAGACUCUCCACUAAGUGGAACCACAUGGGCAACGGACACCACGGGUAGUUAUGACGCUUCCCAUGUUGCCAACAGCCACCUUCCGAUCGUCACUCGCGGCCUCUACAUCACUCCCGCGGAUCGCGGACAAGUGCUUGAGAAGCUGAAGACGUGGCCUGAGAAGAAGAUCCGCGUGAUUGUGGUGACGGACGGCGAGCGCAUCCUGGGUCUGGGCGAUCUGGGGUACGGCGGCAUGGGCAUCAGCGAGGGCAAGAUCCUUCUGUACACGGUGAUUGCGGGCGUGGAUCCGCACCAAUGCCUGCCCAUCUGCCUCGACGUCGGCACCAACAACGAGUCGCUGCUGGCGGACCCGCAGUACAAGGGCUUGAAGCAGCACCGGCUGCGCGGCGAGGAGUACGACGCGCUGGUGGACGAGCUGAUGACGGCCGUGCGCGCGUGGCAGCCGCACAUCCUGCUGCAGUUUGAAGACUUUGGCAACAUCAACGCCUUCCGCCUUCUGGACCGCUACCGCGGGCUGCAGUGCUGCUUCAACGACGACAUCCAGGGCACCGCCUGCAUCACCCUCGCCGGCGUCCUCUCCGGCCUCCGCGUGACUCGAGGAAAGCUUCAAUGGCAACGCAUCGUCUUCCUGGGUGCGGGCGAGGCCGGCACGGGAAUCGGGCAUCUGAUCGCGCUGGCCAUGCACAAGCGGUGCGGCGUGCCGCUUGAGGAGGCCAUGCGUAACUGCCUGUUCGUGGACUCCAAGGGCCUUGUGUGCAAGUCGCGGACGGACCUGCAGCACCACAAGAUACCGUUCGCUCAUGACAUUCCGUUCCAGCCUGACCUCUACUCCGUUGUUAAGGUGUACAGGCCAACGAUUCUGAUUGGCGUGUCAACCAUUGCGGGUGCGUUCACGCGCGAAAUCGUCGAAGCCAUGUCCGAGAUCAACGAUCGCCCGAUCAUAUUCCCGCUUUCCAAUCCGACCUCCAAAUGCGAGUGCACGUACCGAGACGCCUACAACUGGACCGGCGGCCGCGUGGUGUACGCGUCAGGCAGCCCGUACCCGCACUUGAAGACCCCCUCUGGCGUUACGAUGUACCCGGCUCAAGCUAACAACGCGUACAUUUUCGGGCCUGUGGGCAUGGCGGCGCUGCUCACCAACUGCCGGCAGAUCACGGACGAUCUUUUCUUGGCUGCCGCGGAGUACCUGGCGGAUCUCACCCCUCAAGAUAAUCUCGACGUGGGAAUGCUCUUCCCCAGCUUUUCUGCCUUCAAGUCGCUUGUGGUGCCGCUGGUGGCGCGCACGGCGGAGUUCAUCGUGCGGGAGGGGCUGGGCGUGGCGCCCAAGGGCGUGAAGAACUGGGAGGAGGCGGUGCGCGCGGCCAUGUACCACCCGUCGGGCGUGCGCUCCAACACGCCGCGCGCCGCCACCGCCAUCAAAGUCCCCAACCACCCAGCCUCCGAGGUGCACUGGGAGGACAUGGAGGAGCUGGUGCAGCUGCGCGAGAUGUACACGGAUCUGCAGCGCUACCUCUUCCUCCGCAACCUGCAGGAGAAGAACGUGCAGGCGUUCUGGCAGCUGACGAUGAACAACGCGCAGGAGAUCCUCCCGUUCGUGUACACACCCACUGUGGGCGAGGCCUGCCAAAAGUACUCCCGCCUGCCUGUCAACACCCGCGGCCUCUUCCUCUCCCCCAAGGACAAGGGCACAAUCUUGGACCAGCUCAAAGCCUGGCCCGACCAGAAGAUCCGCGUGAUUGUGGUGACGGAUGGCGAGCGCAUCCUGGGUCUGGGCGAUUUGGGGUACGGCGGCAUGGGCAUCAGCGAGGGCAAGAUCCUUCUGUACACGGUGAUUGCGGGCGUGGAUCCGCACCAGUGCCUGCCCAUCUGCCUCGACGUCGGCACCAACAACGAGUCGCUGCUGGCGGACCCGCAGUACAAGGGCUUGAAGCAGCACCGGCUGCGCGGCGAGGAGUACGACGCGCUGGUGGACGAGCUCAUGACGGCCGUGCGCGCGUGGCAGCCGCACAUCCUGCUGCAGUUUGAAGACUUCGGCAACACCAACGCCUUCCGCCUGCUGGACCGCUACCGCGGGCUGCAGUGCUGCUUCAACGACGACAUCCAGGGCACCGCCUGCAUCACCCUCGCUGCGAUUCUCUCCGCCCUGCGUGUGACCAAGGGCGAGCUGAACCAGCAGAAGAUUCUCUUCCUCGGUGCGGGCGAGGCCGGCACGGGAAUUGGGCAUCUGAUCGCGCAGGCCAUGCACAAGCGGUGUGGCGUGCCUUUGGAAGAGGCGCUGCAGCACUGCCUGUUCGUGGACUCCAAGGGCCUUGUGUGCAAGUCGAGGAAGGACCUGCAGCACCACAAGCUGCCAUUUGCGCAUGACAUCCCGUUCCUGUCGGACCUUCUCUCCGUGGUCAAGACACACAAGCCGACCAUGCUGAUCGGAGUGUCGACCAUAGCAGGCGCCUUCACAUCCGAGAUCCUGGAAACGAUGGCGGAUCUGAACGAGCACCCGGUCAUCUUCCCGCUCUCCAACCCCACCUCCAAGUCCGAGUGCACCUUCCAGGACGCCUACCACCACACGCACGGCACCGUCGUCUUUGCCAGCGGCAGCCCCUUCCCCGCCUUCACCACGCACGACAAGCGCACGCUGGUGCCCGCGCAGGCCAACAACGCGUAUGUGUUCCCGCCCAUUGGCAUGGCGGCUGUGCUCACCAACUGCAGUGCCAUCACGGAUGGUGUGUUCCUGGAAGCUGCGGAGGUUCUUGCGAGCAAGGUGCCGGAGAGCCGACUGGCGUCGGGCAUGCUCUUCCCUGCCUUCUCUGACAUGAAGGUGGUGUCGCCACAGCUGAUAGCAGACAUUGCACAGUACAUGAUAAAGGAGGGGCUUGGCUCUGUGCCUGCCGACUUUGAUGCAGCCAGGGGCUGGCUUGACUACGUGUGCACGCGCAUGUGGCACCCUGAUUCGGCCUGA